Messenger RNA from Rhodamnia argentea, 1344 nucleotides. RefSeq names its product putative disease resistance protein RGA4. NCBI's taxonomy places the organism in Eukaryota, Viridiplantae, Streptophyta, Magnoliopsida, Myrtales, Myrtaceae. Bases 1 to 1344 code for a protein of 447 amino acids. The record is from RefSeq and is a predicted model, not a curated record. The transcript has a single exon.
AUGGACCACAAAGCACCUGGUGGCGUGGGAAGCUUAGAUGAACUGGGUGGCUUAAACAGUUUGGGCGGAUCCAUUGCUCUUAGAAACUUGGAGUUCCUCCAACCGGCACCGGAGAAAUUUCACCUGAGGGAAAAGCCACGUCUCCGUUCCUUGGUGUUGCAGUGGUCGAGGGGGCAGCAAGUUGACAAAAGUGAGAGGGAUGAAUCGAUCUUGUGGGACAACCUCUGGCCGCACCCAAAUCUGACCAGUUUGAGGAUAGACUCAUGUAUGAGCAGGAGUCCGCCAAGCUGGCUUUCGUCCAUCAAGAAUGUUGUUGAGCUGGAACUCGGUCGCUGUGGAAAAUGGAAGUACCUACCACCCCUGGGCGAACUCUCUUCCCUAAGGAGGUUGACUCUCAAGGCAUUGGAUACCUUGGUGUUUGUUCAAGAAAUAAGCGACCAGGAACAAUCUAGUACCGAACGCCCCUUCUUCCCAUCUCUGGAGGUACUGAAGCUCCUCGACUGUCUGAACCUGAAAAGCUGGUGGGGAAGAAGGCAACAAGGGGGAGCAGAUCAAGAUCAUUGGCAGUACGAUUCGCAUUCAACAUUCCCAAAACUUUCGGUCGUGGAAAUAUCAUUUUGUUACGAACUGAAUUCCCUGCCACUAUUCCCUCAGAUAAAAACCUUGAGUAUUUUUUCUGGAGUUUGCGUGAAGUUGUUGGAACAACAAGUGAUGGCCCUUCCAAGUUAUCUAUCAGAAGAAGCAGUAUCCGCAGACAACCCGUUCUCUAAAUUAGAGCAUCUAGAGCUUGAUGAUGUGGUGGAUCUACAGGACUCGAUGCUCGAGACUCUACUUCCACUCCUUGGAAAUCUCAGGUCCAUGAGACUCUCGCAUUGCCACAACCUAAGGAGUCUCUCUCAUGGUAUGCAGUACUUGUCCUCGCUCUCGAGCCUUAAAGUGGAAGAAUGUGACGAACUCGAUUUGUCGAGCAACGACAAUGAGCAUGGCAGCCAAUGGCAUUCCCUCUCGAAACUCCGUGAUCUUAGAAUCUUACUGCUUCCAAAACUAGUGGCACUACCCGAAGGGAUUCAACAUGUCAUCACGUUGCAAUCUCUUAAGCUUAUACGCUGUGAGAAUCUGACAAGUUUGCCAGAAUGGAUCGGCAAUUUCUCUUCGCUCCAAGAGCUUGAUGUUAGUUACUCCUCAACUUUAACGUGCUUGCCUAAUGGGAUGCGCCGCCUCAACUCCUUGAAGAAGUUGACAAUCGUUGGGUGUCCUGUUCUGCAAGAGGGGUGCCAAAGAGAAAACGGUGCAGAUUGGGAAAAGAUUGCGCAUCUUCCAUGCUCCAUCAGAAGUACAUAUUGA